Molecule: messenger RNA, 1380 nt
Organism: Penicillium macrosclerotiorum
Lineage: Eukaryota; Fungi; Ascomycota; Eurotiomycetes; Eurotiales; Aspergillaceae
Exons: 5
Coding region: 1-1380 (459 amino acids)
Biological process (GO): secondary metabolite biosynthetic process
Molecular function (GO): FAD binding; monooxygenase activity
Source: RefSeq, a predicted model, not a curated record
AUGGCCCCCCGUAUUCACAUCAAGCAACAACAAGUUCGCUCUGAGCCAUGCCGUCUUCGAAUUUUGGUCGUUGGGGCAGGUUUGGCCGGUCUUGGGUCGGCGAUUAGCUGUGCUCUAGCAGGACAUUCGGUCCAUAUUCUCGAGGCCACUCAAGAGAUCAAAGAGGUUGGCGCGGGCAUUCAGGUCCUCCCCAAUAGCUCACGCGUCCUCCAGCACUGGGGCCUGGAAAAGGCAUUGACACCAUACAUGACCGCUCCACGCAUUUGCAAUUUUAUUGGGUGGAAAGGAAAUUCAAUCUCAUCUCUGGACUUCCAUGAGUCCGAGAGCCAAUACCCUGGAACAUGGUAUCGGGAUUUUCAUCGUGCGGAUCUCCAGCGAUGUCUCGUUGAAAGGGCAUUGGAGCUUGGUGUACAAAUGACGUGCAAUGCGCGUAUCGAAAAUGUUCGUGUGAGCGCCGAUGGAGCCAUCGCAACAGCAAUCGCGGUAGAUGGAAGAGAGUGGGAAGGUGAUUUGGUGAUCGGUGCAGAUGGUGUCUUUGGGAAAUUGACCGAGGUGUUGCUUGAUCGUAGUGACCCUCCAGUCAAGACGGGGGAUCUCGCAUAUCGUUUAUUGCUGUCAACCGAGGAGAUGCGCAAAGAUCCUGAUUUAGCCCCCUUCGUGAACGAUCCUCAGGUAAACUACUGGCUAGGUCCUGAUGCUCACGCCGUCAACUACGUACUCCGAGAUGGAGAUCUCUUCAACAUGGUACUUCUCGUUCCGGAUGAUAUUCCUGAAGAGUCGCUGGCAUCAACAAUCGAAGGAAACGUGGAAGAAAUGUGUGGGCUGUUCGAAGGAUGGGAUCCACGAAGUAUUCAGAAGCUACUUAAGCUUUGCCAAUCCGUGCAGAAAUGGAGGCUUUGUAUCCGAUUUGGAGAAUUUGACUGGGCUCAUCCAUCGGGUGCGUGGAUAAUGUUGGGAGAUGCCGUUCAUGCUACCUUGCCUUAUUUAGCCUCGGGAGCUGGAAUGGCUUUCGAAGAUGGCGCUGUCCUUGGCGAAUGUUUGUCGCGCCUCCCCGAUCGCCCUGACAUCACGAAGAAUUCACCGGAAUUUUUGAACGCCAAGAAGCACGCUCUAUCUGUCUUCCAACGGUGUCGCAAGGAACGAACAAAGAUGGUAGUUGAGAGAGGCAACAUUCAGCAGUACCUGUAUCACCUACAUGAUGGACCAGAGCAACAAGAAAGGGAUCGCAAGAUGCAGAUGACUCCCACUCCUGAAGGAGAGGCCUUGGCUUGGAGAGAUCCUGGAUUGGCACCACGACUCUUAGGAUAUGAUCAUUUUGCGGAUGUUGAUCUUCAUUGGAGUGUCUUCCACGGAACUGACAUGGUAGAGUCUCGACUAUAG